Molecule: messenger RNA, 1937 nt
Organism: Corylus avellana
Lineage: Eukaryota; Viridiplantae; Streptophyta; Magnoliopsida; Fagales; Betulaceae
Source: RefSeq, a predicted model, not a curated record
AUGAGAACAAGCCCAAAUUUUGUGGUUGAGGUUGUGUCGAUUUUCUUUGAGGAUUCUGAGAAACUCCUCAACAUGGCCAGAGCUCUAGAACAGAAAAUUGUGGAUUUCAAAGAGGUAGAUGCCCAUGUUCAUCAGUUCAAGGGCAGUAGUGAGUUCUGUGGGGGCAGUGAAGUGAGUGUCGAGGUGCGAAGGUCCUUUCGAUUCUUCACCACAAAAGCUUCGCCGCCAUUACGCAACCCACCUACCCACCACCCCUUGGCCCUCGUGACCAUCGCACAUGUCGCUCUCCAGUCUCCAUCGACGUCUAUAUCUAAUGUACCCUCCACGUCACCCAACCUCUCUCUUUCCUUCACCUGCUUCAUGGACCAAUUCCAACUCCAAACCAUGUCAAACGACGCCGUUUCCCGCUCCUCUCCCCCCUCAUCUUCCUCCUCGCCCGCCUCCGACAUGCCGAACGACGCCGUUUCCACGCACGCCUCUUCGUCCUCGGCCUCCCCUUCCCGCUUCUCCGAUAUCUGGAACUAUCUCUGGGUCCCUCUGCUCAUUUCCUACUCCAAGGAGCUUAGUGUCGCCAAGGCCCAGUCCACGAUUCUUCUCCCGAGUCAACUCGACCCCGACUCGUCCAGGUGCGCCGCGCCCAACCCGAAGCUCAACUACCGCCCGGUGAUCGGGAUCCUCAGCCACCCCGGCGACGGCGCCUCCGGACGCCUCAGUAAUGCCACCAACGCUUCCUAUAUUGCGGCGUCGUAUGUGAAAUUCGUUGAAUCGGCCGGUGCUCGUGUCAUUCCUCUUAUCUAUAACGAGCCUCCCGAGAUUCUUUUCGAGAAGCUAAAUUUGGUCAAUGGAGUGCUCUUCACAGGAGGGUGGGCUAAAACUGGUUUGUACUAUAAAGUUGUUGAGGCAAUUUAUAAGGUAAAUAUUAUUUCUCUGUAAUUUUUGGAAUAAAUAAUAUAGUGGUUUGUACUAUCUGGCAGUCUGCACACGGCCAAAGCUGGGUUUGGCAGCUUUUAGCAGCCUGAACUGUGUUGGACUUUAAUUAGCACAAAAAGGAAAAAAUUACGGUGUUACAUGAGCAAUGCUUAUUGGAGAGAACUCUGUAUUUUCCAUGUACAUUUGGUUGAGUGCAUUCAGCAUUGUUGGCACCUUUUCAAGUCGAUAUUCUUGUAGUUUCCCUUCUAGUCCCUGCUUCAUAACUUUGAAAUCCUGGUCUGUAAGUCCCAUAGAUGGCGAGUAAUUGAGUUACACAAUUGCAAAUGUAUUGAUGUGAAUCAUUAUUGAGAUAAUUAAGAUGAUAUUUUCAUGGUAUCAGGCUUUAUAUCUUGAAAAAUGCCUUGUAAAUUGAAGAUUGUUUGGGAUGAUUUCCCAUGUAGUUUAGCCGAACUCUAUAAAAUUUAACUCAGCUCAACUAAGCACUCCCAAUUAAAUUGGGGUUGGUAUGGAUCCUCAUCAACCUAUUGGCGUUGGUCACAUGUGCUUUUUUAUUUUUUAUAAUCUUGCCACUCUAUCCUAGCAAAAGUCAUGCUGUUUAUUGCCUUCCUAUUUAACAUAUUCUUCUUUAGCCAAUUUCUAUAAAGGAAAAAAAAAAAAAAAAAAAAAAAAAAAAAAAAAAAAAAAAAAAAAAAGAGAAAAGAAAAGAAUAAAAAGAGUACAAAUGGAGUUCAGGAAAAAAGAGGUCAACCACAGAUGAAGUAAGUAAUUCAUUUUUAAUCAUCUUUUAUGUGGAAAAUGAAAUUAAGGGGCUUAAGCUGUUAUUGCUGGACUCCUAAAGAUUUGUUUGUUUACUUAUUCAAAAAAAGAAAAGAAAAAAAGAAAGGGCUACAAAAAUAUUUGUGUUUAGGGACCUUAGAAUCAAGGUAAUUGGGAAAGGAGAUUGAGAGAUUCUCUUGAGGGUGAAUUUUAGAUGUGCAGCGAGUUACAGGAUGGGUAUCUUGAUUUGG